Messenger RNA from Exophiala spinifera, 561 nucleotides. RefSeq lists its product as uncharacterized. Lineage: Eukaryota; Fungi; Ascomycota; Eurotiomycetes; Chaetothyriales; Herpotrichiellaceae. The transcript has 2 exons. The record is from RefSeq and is a predicted model, not a curated record. The coding region runs from base 1 to 561 and encodes 186 amino acids.
AUGUCAGUCUCAUCGUCAACAUCGUCACCUCCCAAGCGCUACUCGAUCGUCGAACCACACCCGUCGGUGCCAUCAUCACACUACUUCUCCACGGGCCGUGGUGGCGCUGGUAACGUGACGCGCGCACCACCCUCGACCACCCGGGGCAGCGACGCCACGGGACCAGCGGCACGAGUCAGCCUCAUCUCGCACCCGUCGCACCCUCGCAAGAACUUUGUGGCCGGCCGCGGCGGCGCGGGCAACGUGCACCCGAGUUCCGAGCGGGCCAUCUUCAGCUUUGACGAGGAGCUCGAGCGCCAGUUGUCUCAAGAACGCCACGCCGCGCCCGUCUACCACGUCGGCCGGGGCGGAGCGGGAAACCUCGCCCACUCCCCCAACGGCGGCAGCAGCACCACCACCACUGGGUCAAGCGGCUUCUUCAGCACCACCACCGGGGGAAGGCGGUCGACGACGAGCGGCCGACCGGCAUGCCAGAGCAGCACCGAGAGCGAGAGCGGUGCCGACGUCUUCAACCGCGGCAUCAAGAAGCGAUGGAACAAGUUGAUGGGUGUGGGAUACUAG